This is a messenger RNA of Nerophis lumbriciformis (worm pipefish), 1461 nucleotides long. Lineage: Eukaryota; Metazoa; Chordata; Actinopteri; Syngnathiformes; Syngnathidae. The record is from RefSeq and is a predicted model, not a curated record.
UUGUCCUGUUUGCGAGUCAAGCGAGUGUUCGUCACUUUUGUCUUUCUCUGCGGGAUUAAAAGUGACAAACAUCUUUUUGUUUCGUGCUGACAUCAUGAACUUGUUUUUAUUCUUUCUUCUGGUCGUGCAAAUGCACAGCGUGACGCCUGUGAUUCACACGCUGCAGUAUUUCUACACUGCGUCCUCUCAAGUUCCAAACUUCCCAGAGUUUGUGAGUGUUGGUUAUGUUGAUGGAGUUGAGAUUAGUUACUAUGACAGCAACAUCAGGAAAGCAGAAUCCAAACAGGACUGGAUGAACAAAAUCACAGCAGAGGAUCCAAAAUACUGGCAGAGACAAACAGAGAUCAAUGUUCGUAAUGAGUUUAAUGCCAAACACAACCUUGAAGUUCGUAAGAAGCGUUUCAACCAAACUGGAGGUGUUCACAUUUUCCAGUGGAUGUAUGGAUGUGAAUGGAAUGAUGAGACUGAUGAGGUUAAAGGUUGGUAUCAGCAAGGUUAUGAUGGAGAAGAUUUCAUAUCGUUGGACAUGAAGACAUGGACAUAUACUGCAGCAAAACCACAAGCUUUCCCUGACAAACUCAAGUUGGACCAGAACAUAUUUCUACUAGACGACCAGAGGUAUUAUUUCACUGAGGAAUGUCCUUCUUACUUGAAGAAGCAUGUGAAGAAUGGGAAGAAGGUCCUAAUGAGAACAGAGCUUCCAGAGGUGUUCCUCCUCCAGAAGACGCCAUCCUCUCCAGUCACCUGCAUGGCGACAGGUUUCUACCCCGACUUAGCCGACCUGUUUUGGAGGAAAGACGGCGAGCAGAUCUUCGAGGACGUGGAGCACGGAGAGCUGCUCCCCAACCACGACGGAACCUUCCAGAUGUCGGUGGAGCUGAAAGUGGAGGUGACGGCCGAGGUGGAGGGCAAGUACGAAUGUGUGUUCCAGCUGUCUGGCGUCAAGGAGGACCUGGUCACCAAGCUGGAGAGAAGAAGCAUCCUGAGCAACGCAAGCCAUGAAGACAACUGGAGCGUCGCCCUCGCUGCCACGGCGGCGGUCGUCGCUGUGGCGGCCGUCCUGGCGGCCAUCAUCAUCGUCAUGGUCAGGCGUCACAGAAACAGACAAGCCCAGUACGAUGCAGCUCCUCGCCACGGCGGCGUGGAGCUCUCCGAGAGGGUGGCGGCUGAAGGCUGAGAUGCUUUGUGCACUGGAACACAGAGAGAUGUCUCCAUCGCUGAGGGACGUCAUGGAGAUGUGCUUUGUUCUUCAUCCCACUGCUCCUCACGCUAUUCCAUCUAUUCUUCUUUGGCCGUUAAAAUACUUUCAACAUCAAACGUUGGUGGCUAGAAAAUCAUUCGGGGCUCACGUUUCAUGGCCUUGACAUCAUGACGAGGAUUUCUUCUUUCUUUGAAUGGCCGCUGCUUAUGAUCAAUAUCACAUUGUGUCACAUCUCUGUCAAUAAAUCCGUUUGUUCUCCA